This is a messenger RNA of Miscanthus lutarioriparius, 360 nucleotides long. The record is from the annotation of a GenBank genome assembly. NCBI's taxonomy places the organism in Eukaryota, Viridiplantae, Streptophyta, Magnoliopsida, Poales, Poaceae.
AUGGCCAUUAGAAAAUCUUGCGAGAUGGAAGAAGGUCGUCUUAGCGAACAGCGAUCCCAGCCUCCAAACGCGCGGCCUGCCGCAGCCGGCGGCGUGGACAUGGGCGACGCCGGCGACGGCGAGACGCGGGCGCUGCGGCAGGUGGCCGUGGCCAGGAAGUGGCUAGAGGACCCGCGCGUGGGGUACGACGGCGGCGUUGGCCCCAGCGCGGCUGGCGGCAGCCAGGCGCUCAGCUGCGUGGUGCUGGCCGGCGCGCGCGUCUCCCUCGCCGAGCCCGGCCGCGUCAUCUGCUCGCUCCGCGUGCGCCCCCCCGUCGCCGUGCGUGCCGGCGGUCCAAAUCCUGAACUCCACCAUGGUUGA